Telopea speciosissima is the source of this 1662-nucleotide messenger RNA. RefSeq names its product probable envelope ADP,ATP carrier protein, chloroplastic. Gene Ontology annotation, cellular component: thylakoid membrane. The record is from RefSeq and is a predicted model, not a curated record. NCBI's taxonomy places the organism in Eukaryota, Viridiplantae, Streptophyta, Magnoliopsida, Proteales, Proteaceae. Gene Ontology annotation, molecular function: ATP transmembrane transporter activity. The transcript is spliced from 10 exons. Bases 55 to 1203 code for a protein of 382 amino acids. Gene Ontology annotation, biological process: transmembrane transport.
AUCUCUCUUUGUAGUCUGCAACAACUUCGUUGCCUUAUCUCCUCGUUUGAUUUCAUGCUUUCGAUUUCGAACGAGAAGAUGACACAAGAAGUUGUGUUGGUGUGGCGAAAGAUUCCUGGCAUAGAAAGGUCUCAGAGGCCUUUCAGCUUAGCAACAGAGCAACACCAACAAUGGAAGGAGAGGUGGGACGGUGGUAGUGGUGGUGGUGGUGGUGCUUUUGCCUGUGUUUCGAUGGCGGAGAAGGGAGAGAAAAAUGACUUUACGCCUACACGGGAGCAAUUCUUGAGGCAUCCUUUGGCCUUGCUUGCUUUAGUACCCAGAGACGCAGCUCUCUUUGCGGCAGGGGCGGUUGCUGGCGCUGCUGCCAAGACUGUUACGGCCCCUCUUGACCGAGUCAAGCUGUUAAUGCAGACUCAUGGGUUGCGGGCUGGGCAAGAAAUUACGAAGAGAGGAAUUGGUUUCAUUGAGGCCAUGAUGUUGAUUGGAAAGGAGGAGGGAAUUAAAGGGUAUUGGAAAGGCAACCUUCCUCAGGUGAUACGUAUCAUACCUUACAGUGCAGUGCAGCUCUUUUCCUAUGAAAUUUACAAGAAACUUUUUAAAGGAGAAAAUGGAGAGCUCUCUAUUAUUGGAAGACUUGCAGCAGGGGCUUGUGCUGGAAUGACUUCUACUUUUGUGACAUAUCCUUUGGAUGUCCUGAGGUUAAGGUUAGCAGUUGAACCUGGGUACAAAACAAUGUCCGAGGUUGCGUUAAACAUGCUAAGAGAUGAAGGAAUCGCCUCCUUUUAUAAUGGUCUUGGACCUUCUCUUCUUGGAAUAGCUCCUUAUAUUGCUGUGAACUUUUGCAUUUUCGACUUGGUGAAAAAAUCAUUGCCAGAGAAGUUUCAAAAGAGGACAGAAUCAUCUCUCCUAACAGCUUUGGUGUCGGCAACUCUUGCAACACUUAUGUGUUACCCUCUGGACACAGUAAGAAGACAAAUGCAAAUGAAGGGGACACCAUACAGUACUGUCUUGGAUGCCUUUCCAGGAAUUAUAGAACGUGAUGGUUUCAUUGGAUUGUACAGGGGUUUUGUGCCGAAUGCACUGAAAACCCUACCCAGCAGCAGUAUAAGGCUGACCACCUUUGACACUGUUAAAGGUCUGAUUGCAGCCAGUGAAAAAGAGUUUCAGAAAAUCAUGGAGGAAAACCGCCAGAAACAAACCUAGAGCUUUGUACAUGAAAUUUGUCUCCAUGAUUCAUGUUCUUGCUUGUAGCCCUAUAUCAGUUUCUUGGAUACAUGGAAAUUAAAUUUUGGUUGAUGGAAUUUCCCAAUCUGCUGUAACUCUUUGAGGAGCCAAUGAUGCUUAGAUCUGGAAUGAAGCUUUCAUGAGAGUUUUCUUUCAUUCAUGACUUCAAUUUCGCAGAGCCUCUUGAAUUUCUGGGUUUAGCUUCAGAUUUUUGUGAUGCUAAAAUUAGUGUUAGUCUAUUUUAUUUUUUUAUAUUUUGUUCAUAAGUUUAUGAUGCUUAACAUUGAUAGCAGUGAUAACUUAAUGGCAAUUGCAUAUAGCCAGAAUUUUAUUAUUAUUAUUAUUAUUAUUAUGCUUGAUAGGGAUCAUGUCAUGUACUCUCCUCAAAAUCACUUCAGUCAAUAAAUAGCUGAGCACCAUGUAGUUACUUAUUUCUGA